GGAAUGCGCCGUCAGUAGUCCGCGAGCCACCGAACCGUGUACGUCGUGUUUUUGCAUGUUUUUCCUCGUUGCUUGUAAUUACGUCUGUCGUUGGCGUUGUCGUCUUGACAUUAUUCAUCGGUUCUGUCGAUUAAAAUGGGUGGUUAAAAAAAUGAACAGGUCCCUCUGAUGAUCACUUGGACGAACGAACUAUGACCACCGACGAUACUGUUAAAUAAAGACUAGAGUACCGAUUCGAGUGUAUCGUGUAUUCCGUGAUAGUAAUUUAUGCCAGUAAACAGAGAUGCGAUCGUUUCCACGUAAGAGAGAAGAAUUUACGCGAGAUUGGGAAUUUUGCACUACGGAGCGUGAACUGCGACCUUGUUAAUUGCUUUGCGACGGAGAAACGAGACGGCGUGGCAUAUCUAUAACAGUGAACAACAUACCGGCGUGGUGUGGCGUGGCGUGGCGCGGCGUGGCGUGGCGCGGCGUGGCGCGGCGUGGCGCGUCGCGGCGCGGCAUCUCGCGUAUAAGCGAGCGGUGUAGGACGGGAUGAGUGCGAGAGAAGUCACCCUCCUCGGGGGCUCCCCUUGGGGGUUCCGCAUGCACGGUGGACAUGACCUCCAUCAACCUCUACGCAUUUCUAGGGUUAAUCCGGGCAGUAAGGCGGCACAGCAGGGUGUGAGAGAGGGUGAUUUAAUUAGCAGCAUUAACGAGAGGAGUACCCGGGACCUAACGAAUAGCGAGGCACACGCACUCUUACGAAAUGCCGGGGAGCACUUAAAGCUUGGUCUGAAUCAGGAAAACAUUGGCUCGCCAAAGAGACGUAUUUACAAGAGCAGUUUGCAGGAAAAUACUACCACCGAAAUUCUCAAUAAGACAACGACGACGAAACAUAUAAGCGCAUCGAAUACACGGAUUCUAACGACAGAAUCGAAGAAGAACGAAACAAAUGACACGAAACCCGAUCAAAGCCACGUCAAUGAAAACGGUGGUCCGAAGUGUUCCGUGAUCGAGCAACCAGACGAAAUCAAACAAAGAUUUACCGAGUCCUUGGAGUACGCCACGGACACGGAAGAGAUUAAUAGAAUGCCGCACGGUACGCGAAACCGCAGGAAUCGCAGGGGUCGCAACAAAAGGCGGCUUCAAUCCAACCCGAUUCUCGAAAGAACCACCGCCACCGCCACCGCCACCGCCACCGCCACUGCCACUGCCACCACCACCAACAACAACGACGACGACGACGACGACGACGACGACGAGGACAGCGUCGUAGAAAAUACAGAGAACGUCGGAGCUUGGAAUUCCGCGUCAACGAACGACUCCUCCACGGAGAUUACCGUACAGGUGGACGAAAAUAAAGCAGAAUCAACGAGAAACGACGAGAAUAAAUGUAAGAAGAGAAAGAAAGAAAAGUAUAGAAUCCGAAAAGGCAGCACGGUGCAGCCUGUGGUUAAGGUUGUGGAGAUCAGGACGAUCAGCAGCUUGCCGUUGGCGGGUAGGAUCGAUCACAUUCCGGGAGUCGGUAUAAUAGAGACAGGAAACAAGGACAAGACGGUCGAGAACGCAGGAAUAAUGACGAUCAGCGAGCCUUUAGAGACGUUUGGUUUGCCGAGCAAGAGCAUCGAGUCGUCGAGGAGCAGUAAUCGGCAGCGGCUGCAGAUACACGACGUCAGCGACUGCGACGUAGAGACCGACAACGUUAAACCGGUUAUCGUGGAAAUGGAAUCGGACGUGGAGAAAGAGACGCCGGAAAGUAGCAGCGGUGGUGCUGUCUCCGUGAGCCAGGAAACCGAUUUCGAAGAGUCGGGGCCGAGAUACUCCGAGGCGCGGCACGUUUGGGACAGCGUGAUGCCAAAGGAGGUGGAGAGGAAAUUGAGGAGCUUUAUCGAGGAGCUGAAAUUGCCGACGUACUCGGAGGACGUCGAGGAACCGUGCAACUCGACGGACCAGCAGAAACUUCUCACCACGACGUACAAAAAGGUGAGAAAACGCGCGGCUCUCGAGUCCUAUUACGCCCACUCUCAGGCGGCAAACAGAUUCCUGGACAUUAUACAGGAGGAGGGCGAGAAGCUCUCCGAGGACGAGGAACAGCACAUCAGGGAUUUCAUCAACGAGGAGAUUGGAAAGUAUCGAAGGGAAGAGCGUCGUUUCGAGAGAACGAAAUGGGACGCGGAAGCAAAGGAACCAGUUCAAAUAAAUAUUUCUCACAAAGAUACAGAGUUAUCGAAUUACGCGAGGCAAGACGAGAUGAUGUUGGAAACGGAGGAGUCGAAGGUUACGGAAAAUUCUAUUCCCGAAGGUGACGCGCUGUUUCGACAAAAUGAACGCGAGGAAAAAUGCGAAAGAACGUUAGAAUCGAAAAAGGAGACUUUGAUAAAAGAAUCGCUAAAUGUGAACGAUAUCGCAGAGAAUGUUGAAUCGAACAAAGGGAAAGAAGAGUCACGGAUAAAAGAGGAAGUGAUAGAAGGCGAUUCCGAAACACAAAACGAGGGAACCGAUCUUGGAGAAAAUUCGGAACCGAAUAUAUUUAUAGAAAAUGAAACGUUUGGUAUUGAUACGGGUAACCAAGUGGCCAAUGCAUCGUCCGCUGUUAGCAAUAUCCUCCCGGAAUCGGAACCGCCAAAGGAACAACAACGGCGUCCUCCGACGCCGCCAAAGAGAUCGUCCAGCCUCGUGGACGUCGAUCUCGAAGAAAAGUCGAAUAAUCGAGUUCCCGACGACGACGACGACAGUCCUCCGAGUCGUCCCCCUUUACCCAAAGAAAACGUUCUUGUUCCGGACGAGCCACGAUCGGAGACGUCGAUCGAGAGUUUGGUGGAGACUCUGUCGCGCAGCGCGUCCGAAUUGCCCGAAAAUAUUCGUCGGAUCGUCGAUGAGUUAAGGGCUCGGGGGACGAAGGCUUGUUUCGAAAGUGACAGCAUUGCCGAAUUGCGCAAUUACGUCGAGAACGGCGCCAGCCUUGGCGAUGGAACAAGUCUUGAAAUAACGGCUGACUACACGGAUCGAAAGAUGCGCGAAAAAUGUUGGCCGCCCAAGUCGACGACAACGUCCCAGGCGAACGGAUCAUCCGCGAAGCCAGCGAAACUUAUCAUGGAAUCGUCGUCGGACGAAACGGCGCUUGAUAAGGCCAAAAUUGAAAGUGAAACUGCUGCAACGCGCGAAAAACGAUCGACGGAUCAACGAUCGCAUCGAGAGGAAAAGCACGUUUGCACCAAAGUUACUAAAAAUACAACAACGAGCAGGAAAAGGAUCGAAUCGCGAGAAAAUACGUCGACGAGCACGAAGGAGUUGACGACGAGCGAGGAAGAAUUUGAGGAAAUCUACAAUUAUUCGAGCUCGAAAAACGACCACGAUAGACGCGGCUCGGAUGAAAGUACCGAGCGUAAUGAUUUUUCCGCGAUAUUCGAGCGCAUGCUAAAUAGUAAAGAGGAGGAGAAGGAGGAGGAGCAGCAUGUCGACGAUAAAGAAAAGCUCGAGACGAGCGAUUGUCAACCUCAAGACUCGUCGAGCAGUACGACUUCGUUGAGCACGGUAAAGUAUAACCCGAUGGAGGCGUGGCAGACCGACGUUUAUUCGAUAAUAGCGGAAGAAGCGAGGAAAAGUAAAGCGAGACGCGAUGCACGGAGAAACGACGAAUCGUCCAGUCUGAAAAGCAAACUUUCAUUGUUGAAAGGAGGAGAGGAGUUGCAGAAUGUCGCGAAUGGACACGAGGCUCCAUUGUCUCCGGAGCCUAUACCUUACUCGCCCGUGGAAGAUUUGUAUUACGUCCCGUUGAACAGUGGCGAGAAUUACGCCGAAACUCGCUCGGAGGAAGCAGCAACAGCCACGGCUGGUCCAGAGUCUCUGAGGAAUCUCUGCAUCAAACGAAUCUUAUCGAUGCCGUACGGCGUUCGAAUAAUCGACGAAAUAACAGUGCCUAAAUUUAACAUCUUCGAGAGUCUUUGUUCUAUUGAAAAAUUUGCUAACAACGUAACGAGAAGCGAGAUUAAAGGCCCAUUAAAUAUGCAUGAUCGGCAGAUCGAACGAGCUAAACUAACAGCUUCGAAACGUCCCGACUUGUACGAAACUACUGUUUCAGACCAGACUAAAUUCCAAACGAUGGAAAAAUCCUUACCGAGUAAACGGAACUCGAACGCGUGGAUGGGCCUGGUCAGUUCGAGGGACCCGAAGCUUCUCGUGUGUCUCUCGCCGUCGCAGCAAAAGGCCGCCGUUAAAACGAGCGCGGAUAAUUUGUUGGACCUGCACAACAAGUUCCUAAACAGGCACAGUUAUUACGAGGAACAGCCGCCAGCGUGCAUUCCGGUUCCCAAGUACAGAGUCGAGGUACGACCUGCCGGCGAAAUCGACCGGAAACCGACCAACAGGCUACUGGAGAUUAUCAAAGAAAACUCGGACGACUCCAACAGUCUCCAAGCCUCGAAGCAUUCGAGCAAGUCAUCGACAAGAAAAUCGACGAGAUUCGAGGAAGGUCGGGUAGAUCGGGAAGGUCGGGAACGUCUCAAGGUCACUCGCCUCUGCGACUGGUUGAACCUUGCGAGACGCGAUCCCGUCGAUAUCUCCUGCCACGCGACAUCUCUCUCCGAUGAUUUAUUAAUAGAACCGUCGGUCGAGGGAGAACAGCUUGAUAAUAAGGUCCGUUAUGGUAGUCGUUUCGACGUUGCAAAAGAAACGAAUACCGUUGGUAGUUGGCCGGAACCGCCUGUCAGGAGCUCGACGCCGUUUAACAAGAGCCCGAUUAUGUUGAACACCGCCCUGAUCGACAGAUCGUCCAUCGUGCCGGACACCGCCGGGAAAAGGACGCCGCCUCGAAGGACUAUCGAUCCGCGUUACAACGUGAAUCCAGCGUUGAUCGACGACAGAGUGCAAGUGCCGCCGCGAACGAAACGCGUGGUGAACGUCGACAGGUCAUGCAUCGACACCACCAGCAUUUUCGACCAGAAUCCUCCCAGGUGCCACCUGGAGCCGCGCAAGUACAAGAACGCGGACAGUUUUAAGCACCUGACGGCCACGGAGAUCGUGCAGAAUCUGAAAAAGCUUCAGACCGACGAGGAGGACCCAUCCGAGGACCACGGAAACUAUUCCGUGCCGCAAGAGUACUUUGCGCAGCAGCUCAAGUACAUAGAGCUGCUGGAAAAUCAGCUGAAGAACGUAAUAUUGGCCGAGGAGGAGGAGGAGAAGGAGAAGGAGAAGGAGAAGGAGAAGGAGAAGGAGGCGUUCGAGGACUUGCGGACGCACGUCGGACAAAGGAUGCAGGAGAGAGGUGAUAAAGGUGCAUCCGAGCUGGAUGACGAGGCUCGGGUUACGAGCGAAACUUGGCACGAUAAGUCUGAAAACGUGGAGGAAAAUCGGUCCGAGACCACCGACAAACACGUACACAGACACAGACAGUUUCGGAAGAAGACGAUUCGCGAGAACGGUUUUCACGGGGAGGAAACGCGCGAGAAAAUCGAUACCACGGAAGAGCGUUCCGUCAUCACCAAGAAAACCAACGAAACCUCCAAGAGAGGAGAAGAAGCUGAGAUACCGAGGACAUCCGCGGUCCUGCCGAACGGCGAAGCGUUUCGUCGAAGGAUGUACGACGAGUACGUGCACAAAGUGCUCGAGAGAGAAGAGAGGAAGCAUCACAAAGUGGUAAAGAUCAGCACGCACCAGGACAUCCGUAAACCCAGCGAGACGUCCAACAAGAGCGACAUGAGCGCCGUCGAGAAAGAGUUUAUAGAAAAGGCAAAGAACAGACUGAACAAAUUCGGGAUCGAUCUCGACGGAAGCGAGGCUAAAGAGGAUGAAAAGCGCGAGGCGAGGAAACCGAAACUGGACGAGGAGGAGGAGAAGGAGGAGGAGAUCGCUAUGGCAAAGUGUCUGAUCGACGGGAAGGAAUUCGAGGAUGCGAGAAAAUUGCCCAAGCAUUUGCAAGAGUUCCUCGAAAUAUCCGCCACGUCGACCACCGACGACGAGAACGUUAUGUUCGCUCCCACGUUUAAAGCUUCGUCCGCAACACCAGGCGUUUGGUCGCCUGGAAGUGAGCCACCACCACCACCACCACCCCCAAACGAGCCAAGCUCCGAACGAAAGGAGUCUGAAAAGGAUGGUGGAAUUCCAGCCGUCUGGGCACCUUCCAGCGCCGGAGCAAGCCCAGUUCCAGAAAGAAAGGAAUUUCGUCCAGUGCAAUUCGAAAGCCCUGUUCUAAGCCGCAAAAAGCUAACACAGCAAGAAAUUACACAACAAGCACCACCACCUUGGAAGACCGAAGAAAGAAAAAAGGAAGCGUUUGAAAGUAGUUACGAGAACAGUUCACGAAUCGUUAAUUCGCAUUCAGCACCUUCGCAAGGAUUAAAAUCGUUGGUUUCGACGCCCCGUUUGCCGCGUGCUCAAAACCCAACCAUCACUCUACUGCAGAAAGCAAGAGAGGGACAGUUACCAAAAGGAGCAGCUUACUUGGAGGAAAUCGAGACAUCGAAACAUCCUCCGAACGAUGAAAAGCCUCUAAUCAAUCCGGGAGAGAUAAUCUACACCGUGAAGAAAGAGUACGAGAGCGAGCCAGAAGCGGAAAAUGAACCGCCGAAGAAGAUGGCCGAUUUGGGUCCUCGAAAAUUCGAGGGUAUUGGCCCAACAUCUAAGGAGGGUAUUCCUCUUGUUUUAAGAUCGGAAGUCAAGGAAAAUAAUCAAACAAAAUGGUACAAGAAAAUGUAUGACUCGUUGCACCGUGCAGACAGAAAUGAUGACUACAUAACCAUUCGUUACAAACCAAGAAGAGGGACAAGGUACGGAUACGGAAGCAGCAGCGGAUACCUGAGCGAACCGGAACACCGAUUAUACUCUGAACGUUCUGCUACAUUCGAUAGUCGUCGACGUCUACGUAACAAGGAAAAUGAUUUCUACACGUCGACUAUGCCCAGAAAAAACGGAGCACUAAAGUACAGUCCAGAUAUUUAUAAGAACCAACCAGGACGCAUCGAGGAUUACGAGCCUGGACGAUCGUCGAUCGCCGAGAAGGAAGCCAAGGAGUGGUGGGACGAGGUCAUGGACAUAUUUGACGGGCCAUUCGAUCAACGCAACAAUCGUCCAGUGAAACCGUAUAUGGCGCACGCCCUGAAAGAGUCUGGCUACGAAAGUGAUUCUACGCUAGUGUUCCGUCGCAAGGAAGACAUAAGUCCGUUGAGUCAAGUGGAGCAAAAAUUGGCCUACAAAACUGUGCAAAGCGGGGGUGACGUACCCCUUCAUGGACUUCGUAAACCAGCACCGGAACGCCCGAAGGACGACACGGAGGUCGAGUAUUUUCCUAUCUCGCCCACGUUGACGCGGAUCCGCGUUCACCGGAAUACCGUCUCUACGCCCACCUCCAUCUGUUUCUCGCAACGUAAAAUGUCAUCGUUUGGGCUAAAUUCAACGACCAAGAGAACGGACCAUCGCUCGAAAUCGAACGUUUCCAGAGACUUUGUCGAUCCGCGUCGAUUAAACGGACCACCUUCGCCGCCGCGAAGGCAAUCCUCGCGCAACAGCAAGACUCUGAAAUUGUACGUCCAACAGCAAGCUACGGACACGGGACGCGCGUUCAAAUCGCGGCACAAGCAGUGCUUUGCAGCCGACACCGCGAAUAUAGAAAGAUACAAGAAGACUCGUGAAAACUUUCAGAUCCAGACGUCCAACGGUCCGAGCUCCUCUCGAUCGAAACUUUCCACCCAGGUGUUUGUCGACUCCAACAAGACAAAGUUGGAACACCGUCCUCUGCAAACUUUCACCGUUCGCACAGAUGCGAACAAGAGCCUAACUUUGCAAACCAAGACGCCCUCCAAGUCUCUACUUCCUACUUUGACGAAAUCGAGGGAAAGCAUUUAUCAUACCUCGACGUAUUUAAAAAAGGACUGUGGAAGGGUACGUUCGGUAAAAAGGGAGCAAGAAGAAUCGGUCAAGAGACUUUUACACGGAUGCAGAGAAGAGGAUGCGAGAAGGAGCGUGGCGGGAACCGGAAGCAUCGUUAAGAGUUCAUCGACGGUGUACAACACCUCGGCGUUGAACAGUGGGAAACCGAGGAAUCCGAACGAGAAAUCUUUGAAAGUUGUGGCGACGGUAUCGCCAAAGGGACAGCACACUUUAAGGAGGACCAACUUGCCUUUGACCGGAAAGACGGCGUGUUCGGCAUCGAUCGUGCGUAAGACGAUGUCGACGGACGUUAAGAAGCCAAGAUCACCGAUCAAACAACUCGAUAAGGUAGUCGUCUCCAAGGAAUGUUUACGAUCGUCGACGCCUUCCUCGGAACCGAUCAGCGAAACGAACAGGAAGAAGAGACUCGGAGAGAAGCCCGAGACCAUCGUUAGAACGCCCGUGCGAAACCUCGAAACGAUACGAGUGAAUCCCGAUUCGAGCAAGAAGAGGAUCGAAGUUAAGAGAAAAACCAAGAGAGAUAAGGAUAAAGGAACCGGGAAAGGGAAGAGAGUGGCGAAUGGUCGAAAGACAGACUCGGAUAAGGUAGGUCUCGGCAAAAAUAACAUCGAGGACGAAGAACCGAACGUCGGACAAAAGAAUUCGAAAUCGGACGAGCAGUUAUCAUCGCCUCUGUUGACCAUAGAAGAGAUCAGAAGGCACCAGGAGGCCACGCGAUCGGACACGUUUUUCCAAAAGCUCUUCUUGAGCUCCGUACCCUCUGUCGCUUCGAGUAAAAACGUUUCUUGCAGGGGAUCCAUAGUGUCCGAGCGGGCCAGACUGUAUCAAGAGAGCAUCGUGAGGGGGGGCUACAAAUCCGAGCCGUCUUUGAAAUCUCUGAGCAUCUACUUGGCCCACAAACGUCCGGUGUCGAACUCAAAGUUUAAAAAUUGGGAACGCGAGAGUGUCUGUUCGAGGAGCUCGAGUCCUUACGGCGUCAGCUGGCCCGGCAGAUCCGUGUUCCAGAAGAUCAGCAAGUUCGACAGUUUGAUGGGCAUCGAGGAUUUCGGGUCGUCGGGGACGCUGCGCGAUCCUAGUCCCGAUUUCGCGAGGGAACGCGUCAAGGAAAGAAGCUCCAGCGAACCGCCGUUAAAACGUUUGUCAGAGUACGCGGAAUCCAGCCGGAAUUCUUUUUCUCGCGCCUCUUCGACGUCGCCGAUCAGAUCGCCGAUCAGAUCGCCGGCCAGAUCGCCGGCUUGUCGACGCAUACAAACGCUGAAACAAGAGAAAUCGGAAGGUCCGAGCACGUUCGCGAGUGAAGGGCGGCGGGCUAGAAGCGCCAGCGAGGCCGACCAACUCCAACGAUCCAGAGGCAAGUUCGGGUCUAAUUCGUCGUCGAUGAGAAGCACGAGCUCUCUUUGCGCCUCGCCGGUCGAUCGAGACGAAUACCAUCGGUACGUGGUCGAAUUGACGCACGACGGAAGAAAAUCCAAGAGGUACAAAGAGCUGUACGACUUUUACUCGAGCCUCGAAAGACUGGGCGAGCUCGAGAGGACCUUUUCCAGCUGCGAUUUACGACCGAGGACCAAGAACGAAGAUAUCAUUGACUACGACCGCUGGAAGAGGGUGAGAUCGCAGGAGAAGGCAGAGAUCGAAUGGAACGAGCUUUACGGAAAGCUAAGGGCGGUCCAGAGGGACAAGAAUUUGUUAUUCAGUACCAGAGACGUGAACAAGUUCAAGUGGCAAGGUGAUUGCGGUUUGAGGUGCAAGGAACGAUCGGUGGAGAACAUAAUACAGCAUUUUAAAAAGCUGCAAGACGAGGAGAGCGAGCUAGAGUGUACGAGGCGAAAGGAAAUCGCGUCGCGGAAAGACACGUACAAGCCUCUUUGGCGAGGAACGUCCGUGAUGAACGUGGCGAGCACUAUGCAGAAGAAGGCAACCAACGAUCGGAACAACGAUAAAUCAUCGUUCGAUCCGUCGUUGCAGAGGAAUCUGGGAGGCAGUAAAAAAUUCUGGAGCAGCUUGUCCAUCGAACAGGUGGCGACCCUCAAGAAACAAUUGAACGAAAUUUACUGCAGUGGGAAUUUACAAAAACCACCCCCGAAAGUAGAUCCCGACGCGGUGGAGUGGAAUCGUCGAGAAACGAUUACAGCUAACCGCGAUUCUCUGUCCAGCUACGAGAUCGAGGUUCCGCCUCAGACGGAAACAACCGAUGGGAAAGGUCUUCACGUACGAUGUCACUCGAUGAUGAUCACGUCGGACACGGCCGCGGACCAGAAAUCCUCCACGCUGAAGAGAAGCGACUCGUUUGGUCGCGGUAAAAUCGUGGAAAAAUCCGAAUCGGACGAACCCGUGACGACCAGUGAACGAUCGAUGAGCGAACUGGAGAAGCAAAGACUAUCCGUGACGCUUGGAAAGGAAGUUUUGGACAAAGUUUCCCAGAGACGAUCGUCGUCGAUAGCACCUCGUGAAACUCGAGGUAGCAUAGCCGCAGAGUUGGCGGCUAAGAAGCUACCUAAAAAGGUUGCUUCCAGCGUAACGAGCACUUCUCCCAGGAGCUGUUACUCCCUCGAGGGCGAAGAUGAUUCGAAAGAGAAGAACGAUUUCUUGGUGGUUUUAACGCCCAAUAACGAGAGUUUGGCCGACAGACAGCGAGUGGAGAGCGUUUUGGAGGAAUGGUCGAUGAAACCGCCGCUUCUCUCGAUAUCGUUGCCCGAAAACGAUUCACGGACCAAGCCAACAACGGGCCUGAACUCUGGCAGCGAGAGGGACAGCACGACGGGAAGUUCCGAGACGUCGGUGAAAACGGUCAUUCAACGGAACAUCGAGUCCGAGGACGUCCCGAGGAAGAUCGAAUUCUUCGAGAACGUUGACAAGAUUGCUCCCGCCGAUACGAGAAGAAGAAGAAAAACGGGAAGAUUGUCCUACUCUCAGAGCUUCGCCGAUCUGAAGGAAUUGUUUGGCGAAACAACGUCGGCGAAAUACACGAGCUUGGCCGAUUCGAGAUGCGGAACACGGUCGAUCUCACCGAGCGUUGCGAGGAAAGGAAGCAGCAGCCCCGGCACGGCUGAACCGGAUAAGAACGCGCGACAGUCGCUUGGUUGUUGCUCGCGAGACCGUGAACACGAUAGAUCGCGUAGCGUCAGUCCGUGUCGCGCGACCUCCCGAUCCAAUUCAUCGUGCAGUUUGGACAGUAUAUGGCUGCGUAGCUCAUCGCCCGACCCGGAAAAGUACUGGCGCGCCUACCUCAAGCUCGUGAAAAACGGCACGGUGAAGCGACUCCGAGUAAAGUUCGAGAGCGCCGAGGACAUCUCGAGCACCGGGACCAAAGCCUCCCCGACGCCAAAGAGAUUUAGAAGCGAUCCGGAGUUAACGCGCAGUCUUCUGAAAAAGACUCUGAAGCCUCACGAGUUUCCGGACGUGGCUUGGCUACGACGAAAGUACGAACCCCAAAGGGGUAAAGCUCGUCGGCGGGGCGAAUCGCCCCCUAUUCCUCGCGUGCCUCUGAAACGAGAGGACUUGUCGAUGCCUCGUAUCGACGUGAUCAGCAAAACGGCCGAGUUGAAGGAUUACUCGACGAGUUGCACGAUCGUUGGCAAUGGCGUGGCGAGAAGGGCGGAGACCGAGGAACUCGAGGCGAAGAAGCCCGUCGGUCGGAUGAGGGAAAAGUUUGAAAAUUUCGCGAAACGGAAUGCCUCGAUUUUGGGGGAAAUGUUCACCUCGUCGCCGGAUGUCCGCCAAUUGCGCGAUAUCGCGCCUUAUCUGGCUGGUCGUUGGGUCGCCCACAGGUACCCCAGCCGACGAGAUAACAUGCGUUCGUUAUCCUCGCCUCCUGCUCUCGCAGCCAGACGGUCCUCCUCGAGAAACGAUCGCACGCCGCCUUUGCUUGCACCGAAAACUGACGCUAUCGGUGCAAGCAAAACCACCGGCAGCAAACUACGACGCAACGCUUCCUCCAAAGAUCCGUCCUCGAUUCUCAAACAGCCCGAACCUUUCGCGAAUCAGCCGUUCGAUCCUGAUAAACACAGGCCGAGGUUUAGGUAUCAACCUCCCCCGCCACCACCUUCGCCAACCGUGCGACGGAAGACCACACCUUGGUGGUCCCCUAUUCCGAUCUAUACUGCUCGACCCACUGUCACUUUCGAAGAAUACUCGAACGCACCCCCGCCGCCGCCAAAAUCUCAACACUACAGAGACGACUGCCAAGAAUCACCGAGGCGUUAUGUGGAGGGUGAGGUGACGAUUCAUUAUCGUUCACCAGUGCGUACAGAGGCGAAGGAACCAUUGAGCGAGGAAGAACUCGCCCGUCGAAGCGCAGAGAACAUGCGACGCGUCUAUCAAGAAGAACGACGUCGCAAAUAUCUUCAGGAACUCCACGACAUUGAUUCCCGACGACAUACCGAUAAUUUCAUACCAUCCCAGAAGUCACCGAUCCCUCUAAACCGUUACGACGACUUUGUCGACGAUUACAGCCAUAGAAGCAGAUCCCAGGAACAAACACCGGAACCUCGGCUCGUAGCAAGAGCGCUUUAUAACUUUAUCGGUCAAUCUUCGCGAGAAUUGAAUUUUCGUCGCGGUGACAUAAUAUUUGUACGUCGUCAGGUGGACAAGAACUGGUACGAAGGGGAACACAAUGCUAUGAUCGGACUCUUUCCAUCGAAUUACGUCGAGAUUUUACCAUACGACGGAAUGCGAACGACACCAAAGAAACCUUACGAAGGUCAGGCACGAGCUAAAUUCAACUUUGUCGCUCAAACGAAUCUCGAACUGACAUUGGCCAAAGGAGAGUUUGUUGUCCUGACGAGGAGAGUAGAUGAAAACUGGUACGAGGGACGCAUUGGAAAUCGAAAAGGGAUAUUUCCUAUCUCUUACGUCGAAGUCAUUGUAGAACCUGGACAUAGAUCAGAAACGCCGAUACAAAAUAAACCGGUGGCUGCCCCUGCGGCUCACAGUCUCUUAGCAAAUGGAUCGGCUGGAGGGAAAAUGAGCAUGGGACCCCAUCACUACGUACCGUCCAUACCAGUCAAUAUAAACACAACUCAGCCCCAUUUCAAUUCACUGCCAAGAAUGGGGGGCAGCAAACUACACGUAACGCAACUCAACGAGGCAUUACACAUCGACACGCACUCCGGGCCAAUACCAUACCGAGCAUUGUACCCUUACAGACCUCAGAACGAAGAUGAGUUGGAAUUAAAGGAAGGAGACACGGUGUACGUGAUGGAAAAAUGCGACGAUGGUUGGUACGUCGGUUCCAGCGAGAGAACAGGUUAUUUCGGAACUUUUCCUGGCAAUUACGUGGAAAGAUUGUGAGAAAGAACGAUAAACCGCGAUCUUAUCACCGCGCCGCGUAUCGAACCGCAAAUUAUGUUUUACCAAAGCACUCGGUCGAACCAUUAACGUAGAUGAGAUAUUUAACGUUUACACGUCGAUGAUAAGGAACGAAGAAACACGCGUCACAACAGUCUUCCCCUUUACCAAUGUCGACGUCGACGAUGACAAUGUCACGCAACUCGACACGAUCAACCUUAUUGUCGAAUUUACCAAAAAACUUAUCGUAAGGUUACGAGUAACGUGUAAGUAGUGUAUAAUAACGUUUAGUUAUUUAUUAUACCAUUUACGAGGGCAACUGUGCGUUAGGCGAACGUUGCGAGGCGUCGGAAUAGAAAACGAACAGAGCUCGUUCCUUCCUUCGUGUUUCGAAUCGAAUUUUUGAGGUUAUCACUCGCGAAACGGAAACGUUGUAAAAUAAUGUGGAACUCUAAAAAGCAAACGUUAAAGGGUUAAUACGAGAAGUUUUCCGUCGAGCAUCGAAGGGUCUAUCUGGUUUCACCAUCAACGAAUAAAGUUAUUCGUCCAUUUAAUAAUUUAAUCGAUCAACCGGCAAACGCGUUGCAGGAUUUUUUAGCUGAAAACUUGACCUGUUGCAAACGAGAGUUCAAGUUCCGCGGAUACGAAUAUCGUAUUUGUCAAGAAGAGUUUAUUGCUAGGAGAACAUGAAAAGUUUAUAUCAAAUUUACACACACACACACACACACACACACACACACAAAAAUGGCACUAAACUAGAAAUCAUGGAUUUCUUUUUUUUUCACAUAUAUUGGACUAUUCCAAUGUAAAUGGUAUUUUUCGACUCGAUACUCUUGCUGCGUAUCGUUAAUAUGAAUAUCAGGAACGAGCGUUCAUAGUUGAAAAUCUCUAAAGAAAAUGCAAACGGAUGUCUCGGAUCGAUAGCAACUUGGAGUUGUAUUUUUACAGCUAGAAACCGUACAUAAAAAUGUCAUGGUUUUCAAGUACAUAAUGUUUGGAUAAAAAAUUAUCAGCUCCUGAGAAUGAGAGCGACGCGAGUAAUGUUUACUUUGGAAUAAAGUUAAAUUAAAUUGCGACAAACUCCCUAUACUUUUGAUCAAACGGCAUUAAUAACGACCAGCGAACAAAUGUUUCACGUAAUAUGAUCCAAAAAUUGUUCGAUCGAGCCUCCGAAUCACCAAAGGAUCCGAAUUUAGUCAUAAAUGGAACCAAUCUAAGGAAUAAGUUUCUUCAUCGUUAGUGAAACUGGAUAUUUAUAUUGUCUAAUUGUAAGUUUACGACGAGCCAAAGAUGCAAAGGUUUAGAGCGUUCUAUCUUGGAACCAGAGUUCACGAUCGAACCUAGAAACUAUUCCAAUCUAUCGGAAAGAAGAUAUACUUUUCUCAAGAUUGUACCGAAUCAAGAGGUUUUCGUUUAAAAAGAAAAAAAAUAAGAAAGAAAGAAAAAAUGUAACACGAGCGUGAUUUGAAUUCAAGGAACAUGUUUCCUUCUGCGUUUGGUAUUGUAGAUAAAUCAACCGUGCUGAUGGUUAGAUUCGCGAAUAUCCAAGAGUAAGCGAUUUAUAAUUGAAAGUUUGCCUUCCCAAAUUAAUAUUUUUGUAAACAUUAUUUGUAUCCAGAGUUAUAUAUGAAUUAUACAUAUAAAUUAUAUAAUGUAUAGAGGGUAUACAUUUGUAUAUCUAUUAUUUAUAGUUGUAAUACAUAAAACUGUAAUCGUAGAUGUAUUUAACGGCGUAAUUAUCUAUGCACGUGUUAAAGAAAUACACACGUAAGGUUUACAACCGAGUCGUGUGUCCAUAUUAAUCGUAACGAAUUAAAAGAUUUUCACCGAUGUCACGGAAAUGCUACGAUCAGAAAACGAUUUGAGAACGUGUUCCGCUAUGACGUUACACGAUAGAUAACCUAUUCCUGAUCUUGG
Colletes gigas is the source of this 15066-nucleotide messenger RNA. RefSeq lists its product as uncharacterized. The record is from RefSeq and is a predicted model, not a curated record. NCBI's taxonomy places the organism in Eukaryota, Metazoa, Arthropoda, Insecta, Hymenoptera, Colletidae. The coding region runs from base 532 to 13152 and encodes 4206 amino acids. Gene Ontology annotation, molecular function: protein binding. The transcript is spliced from 27 exons.